AUUAGCUUAUGUUAAAGCUAAGACGUAAUUAUGAGAGGUAAACUGUUUGUUGCUUAUCUGUAUCUGCAGGGCUCUCUUCUGCCUUCCCUAGUUAUGGGUAUCUUUGCCUCAGAGUUUAAGUUGGAUGGGGAUUACUUGAUUGGGGGGCUUUUUGAUAUUCAUCAUGUCAGUACACCAUAUCGUCAUUACAAACCAGAAGCUAUCACCUGCUCAAGGGAACGUUUUAUUCUGUCAAGUUAUCGGAGGUUUCAGGUGAUGAAAUUUUCUGUUGAUGAAAUCAAUAAGUCCACCAAACUGCUGCCAAAUGUAACUCUUGGCUAUGAAAUAUUCGAUCACUGCUCUGACAUUCAGAACUUUCCUGGCAUUCUCAAACUUAUCUCAGGCAAUAGUUCCAUGUACCCUUUGGAUGAGCUGAGCAAGAAUAGUUCAAAACUUAUCUCAGUGGUUGGCACUUAUACAAGCACAGAGACUCUGACUAUGGCCCCGAUGUUCAUGACACAUCUGAUUCCUUUGGUCAGUUAUGGAGCUGCUAGUUCUGCCUUAUCAAGAAAGGAAAGAUAUCCAUCUUUCUUACGAACAGUUCAUCCCAAUAAAGAUGUAAUUGAAGUAGUUUAUAGAAUAUUGAAGAACUUCAACUGGCGUUGGGUUUCAUUCCUCUAUAGCGAUGGUGAUUAUGGUAAAGAUGGCUUGGACUUAUUUAUAAAGAAGAUAAAGGACACCGAGAUCUGCUUGGCAUACCAUAAAGGCCUUAAUGAAAAUACAGAUCAUCCUCUGCUGUUCAAACAGCUAGAGGCUCAAAGAGUGAAUGUCAUCAUUGUUUUUGCUCCUGAGUGGACUGCUGAGGCUCUGAUUAAAGCAGCCAUAAAACAAAAUGUGACAAACAAAGUGUGGAUAGCAGGGGAUGCCUGGUCCUUACACAAGCAGCUCCCCAAGGAAAAUGGUAUCAGAAAUGUUGGAACUGUACUGGGGGUUGCUGAGCCCAAAAUGGACAUUCCAGGUUUCAAUGAUUUCAUAUCUUCCUCUAAAGCCCAGUCUCAGCAUGUUAAUGAAGAUGAGGGAACAUUUUGUAAUCAGAUUUGCAAGUGCCCCAAUGUGACAGCUGAAGAUAUCAUUGAUGCAGACCCAUCUUUCAGUUUUCCUGUUUACUCUGCUGUCUAUGCUGUCGCACAUGCUUUGCACAACGUCUUGCAAUGCGGGACUGGGAGGUGUGAUAAAACUAUUUCAUUACAACCAUACAUGGUUCUAGCAGCGCUGAAGAAAUCAAACUUUAAACUUUUAACUCAAACUGUUCAGUUUGAUGAGAACGGGGACCCUAUGUCUGGUUCUUCUUCGAUUGUUUUCUGGAACAACAGUGGUGAUGCAGAGGAGGUUGGCUUUUAUAAAUUUCACCCGUUUCACCAGUUCUUCAUUGACAGAACUAAAAUCCAGUGGCAUUCAGACGGGGAGGAACCAGUGUCCUUUUGCUCCAAAGAAUGUCCUGAAGGGUAUUCAAAAACACAAGAGGGAAUCCAUAAGUGUUGUUUCAAAUGCACCAUCUGUCCAAAUAUGACUUAUAUCAACACUACAGAGGAUCCCUACAACUGCAUCAGCUGCAAGGAGACAGAGUGGUCUGAAGCAGGAAGUACACUGUGCAAUCUGCGCCUCGUGGAAUAUAUACCAUUCUCCGAUAGUGGCGCCAUAGUGAUCAUGUUUGGAGUCUGUGCUUUAAUAGGCCUCACACUAGCCAUGUGUGUUCUCUUUGCCGUCAACUACAACACUCCAGUUGUCAAAUCAGCUGGAGGACCGAUGUGCUUCCUGACUUUAGGCUGCCUCACUCUGGGUAGUCUCAGUGUGUUCUUUUACUUUGACAAACCCACAGUUUCUUCAUGUGUCUUAAGGUUUUUACCAUUUUUGUUGUUUUUUACUGUUUGUUUGGCUUGUUUUGUUGUACGCUCUUUUCAGAUAAUUUGCAUUUUCAAAAUUGCUGCCAAAUUCCCAAAGCUACUCAGUUGGUGGAUGAAAUAUCAUGGACAGUGGCUGGUCAUUAGUGUAGCAUUUGUCACUCAGGCUGUCUUACUUACUAUUGGUUAUUCUGUUGCUCCCCCAAAGCCUUACAGUGAUAAACUUUCCUACACACAAUUAACUAUACUUGGUUGUGAUCUCACACUUAUGCCAAUAUCUGGUUCUGUGACUUUACUCGCCAUACUUUGCUCCCUUUGUUUUAUUUUCUCCUACAUGGGAAAAGACCUCCCUAAGAAUUAUAAUGAGGCCAAAGCCAUAACCUUCUGCCUGCUUUUGCUGAUACUUACCUGGAUUGUCCUUAUUACUACAACCAUACUUUACAAUGGAAAGCACAUUCACACAUUUACAGCUCUGGCAGUUCUUUCAAGUCUUUAUUCGUUUCUAUUAUGGUAUUUUUUGCCAAAAUGUUACAUCAUUAUUUUUCAAAGUCAGAAAAACACUCAACAGCACUUCCAGGGUCUCAUUCAGAACUAUACUAAAACAGUCAACCAGUAGUUUAAACCAGAUAUGUUCUGCUUCGGAGAGUAGCUCAAGAUUAUUUUAGAGAACAUAGUACAAGUGAUGCAAUUCAAGAGUAGUCUUUUGGAAAUCAUUUGAACACAUGCACAAUAAAAUAAUAGUUUUUUUUGUUGUUUUUUUUUUUUUAGAAAGCCUUAAAAAAAAUUGCUAAAACAUUUAGUUGGUGAGAGAUUUUCUAAAACAUAUUAAAUUGUUUGCUGCACCUGACAUUGCUUUACAGAAUAAAAAACGAUACCUGAACAUAUGUUUUUAUUUAAAAGUAAAUGUUUUAUGGUAAAGCCUUUUUAACAUAAAUCAAUAAAAAGAAAUAAAGAGAACAAUAAAAAUUGGUUUAUAAAUCUCAGAAUAUUUAACAAUUAAACACAUGCAUAGUAGUAACCUUUGUAUAUAUUCUGUCCAUUGUUUCUCUUUUUAUCUCUUUAAACAUUGAUUAUUAAAAUAUAUAGUAGAUCUCUGCAUAUAUUAUUACCUUAUACAGUUUUUCAUAUUCUAAUACAUUGCAUGGUUACAGAGAAGGUUGUGCAUCACCAAAGAGGAAAGCACUAGCAAUAUAGAUAAUAUAUUCUUAGCAAAUCAGUUUUUGCUUUUGCUUUUUGAAGGACACUGCUUGUUUGUUGUUGUUUUUUUAACUAAAUUUAUGUAAAAUUAGGUGAUAAAGGAAAAGCAGUCAUCACUGUAUUUUUGGUUCCAAAAAAGCAUGAUACUUAUAUUCUUAUUUAU
Cyprinodon variegatus (sheepshead minnow) is the source of this 3240-nucleotide messenger RNA. RefSeq names its product taste receptor type 1 member 1-like. Lineage: Eukaryota; Metazoa; Chordata; Actinopteri; Cyprinodontiformes; Cyprinodontidae. The record is from RefSeq and is a predicted model, not a curated record. Gene Ontology annotation, biological process: G protein-coupled receptor signaling pathway. Gene Ontology annotation, cellular component: membrane. Bases 31 to 2496 code for a protein of 821 amino acids. The transcript has 6 exons. Gene Ontology annotation, molecular function: G protein-coupled receptor activity.